Owenia fusiformis is the source of this 3353-nucleotide messenger RNA. NCBI's taxonomy places the organism in Eukaryota, Metazoa, Annelida, Polychaeta, Sabellida, Oweniidae. The record is from the annotation of a GenBank genome assembly.
CAACAUUAUACUAGAAAUAAACAGAGUAUAACAAGAUAAUCAUACCAAAACCUCAGCGAGUAAUUGCUUACAAAUCUUUGUCUUUGUUUCCGGCCAUGUGAUUUUUCAUUCAUCUCUGAUAUUUUGAUUUAAGUCACUUUUUGACACGAUUACAGUAAACAUUCUCACCAUAUAUAUUCUGUAUGAUGUCCAGAGGACAAUGCAACCAAUCUUCAAUUCCUGGCAUCCUUGGCGAUGCAGCAAACACCGCAAAACUUGAAUAAAUGGAGCAACAGCGUAGUGGACGUGCGACCUGUUUAGAAAAAUGGCGGGAAAUAAAACAUGUGGAUUUGGAAAACCCGCCAAAACGAGAACGAUAAACAUAGUCUCAAAAUUAUUUAUUUAUCAAUUUUAUCAACAAAUAUAAAAAUAUAAUGUUCCAUUUAUUCAUCAAAUUACCAAUUUAUCAAAAUUAACAAAAAAUCAAAAAAAAUCAAAGCAAUGACAUGAAUGACGUCACUUCCUUUACUUGACGUGGAAAUGGCAGACCGAAAUCAGAAAGAUGCUACUCCCCCUCCUCUGCUUCUAAUGCCGGCGGGGGACGGUCUUACGAUGAAUGUACCCGGUGGCUCGAACUUUCUUAUGCCUGUGAUGAGUUCAGAUGCCUCACUUUUUCCUCAAGAUUUGGAAGGUGAAGCUGACAGCUUUGUCGGACAAACUCCACCCGAUUCUAAUGCACCAUCCCCUGCACCCUACAGCAUGUUUGGUACACCAAAUUCUGGAGCAGCUGAUCCCUUUGGCGAAGUCGGAGUAACUCCAAGUUCUACCUUCACCCCACAGAUCCCUAUGCAGGCACCCCUAUCCAGUGCUGGGGGAGCUACUCCUGGAUUCCCCACAGGAGGUCCUCCUAUGGGUGGUACCCCAUCGGGUCGAAGAAAUCCGCUCUCUGGGCCCAGGAAGUAUAUCUCUGCUCCUGAGGUAGCUACUUCCUCCACCAUGCAUGCUCCUCCAGGCCCAGGCACCUUGCCACCACCCUCAGGCUUGCCCCCUGCCUUGGGCUACCCUCCUGUACCAGGACCUGGGGGUAUGCUUCCCCCUCCUAGUUCCACAUCUUCAAUAUAUCCCCCGAGUACUAGUCCUCCAGAAUUUCCCACUGGAGCCCCAACAUCACAGAGCCAGCAGCCAGAUUAUUCACAACCACCAAUUAAUCCUGGAGGAGUACCUGGGGAACAGCCAGGAAUUUAUAAUCCAAUUAAGUUCCAUUGGUUCUAUUCUAAGCACAUUGAGCUCACAACAAUGUGGUUUCCAUUCUCCAAUAUUGACAAUCAAAAACUAGAGGAUGCUUAUAGAUCAGAUGAAGCAAGCACAGGUGGUUUUGUGAUUCCCACAGAUGGAGGUCGGUAUGAUGUUGACCUUCAGGCCAGACAGAGGAAGGCCAUCUAUUGGGAGGAAAAUCCAACUGAAGUGCGUCGAUGCUCCUGGUUUUUUAAGCGGGAGCGAGAUAAUCGUUUUGUACCAUAUGAUGAAAGUUUCUCAGAUAAAUUAGAGGAAGAGUACAAGAAUGCAAUCACAAACAAUGUCUGGCACAAAAGACUAGAGUUCCCUGGGGGAGAGACCAUAGUGAUGCACAACCCCAAUGUUAUAGUCCACUUCAGAGCAUCUGCCCAGCCUGAUGAAUGGGGCACAACAGCUAGUGACAUGAUGAGGCCGCGUGUUGUGAGACGUGGAAUUGAAGAGUUUGAUGACAUUCCUGAAGGGGAGCCUCGCAAUAUAGACCAUGUUAUCUUCAUAGUACAUGGUAUAGGCCAAGUCUGUGACCUUAGAGGACGCUCUAUUGUAGAAGGAGUUGAUGACUUUAGGUCUAUCUCCCUCCAGUUAAUAGACAGUCACUUCAAACCAUAUAAGGAGAACAACCAAUUGAGUCGCAUUGAGUUCAUACCUGUUCAUUGGCAUGCAGCUUUACAUGGUGAUGCCACCGGAGUCGAUAGGAGGUUGAAGGCUAUAACACUGGGGAGCAUAGCAAAGUUGAGGCACUUCACAAAUGACACACUGCUAGAUAUUCUAUUUUACACCAGUCCAACAUACUGCCAGACAAUUGCAGAUACUGUAACGUCAGAGAUCAGCCGUCUCUAUAAACUAUUUACUAGUCGUAAUUCAAACUAUAAAGGAGGAGUGUCUUUAGCAGGACAUAGUCUAGGUUCACUGAUCCUGUUCGAUCUGCUUGCUCAUCAAAGAGACCCCUUAGCACCAGAACCAGUAGUUGCAGAUCCUGUUGAGACCCCUAAAGAAACACAAGAAGUUCAGGAGGUUUCCAAAGAUGAUAUUGACCUUGACGAAUCUUCAAAUGCAGAGGAGGAUGAGAAAGAGCUCUCCUUAGAGGAGUUACUGGCAAAGCUGGGACUGUCAGACUAUUUAGAGGCAUUCCAGAAAGAAAAAAUAGACAUGGAAACAUUGAUAAUGUGUGAAGAGUCAGACAUCAAGGAGAUGGGAAUACCUAUGGGGCCUAGGAAGAAACUCCAGGGCUUUAUGAGAGACCUGAAACAUAAAGAGGAGAAGAAAAGACUAGCAGCUGAGAGAAGGGCCAUGUUACUGGAGGAACGGGCAAAAAGGGAGGAAGAAAGACAACGCAAAGAGCUGGCAGCCAUAGAACAACAACAACAGCUUGAGUUGCAGAAAUCACAAAUGACGAAGGCAGCAUCAUACCUUCAAAAGCAUAUCAACAGAGACCCCUUACUCAGUAAAGCAUCCAGUCUCUCAAUAGACUACAUGACAGGAGUGCAGGGCAUAGGUUCACCAUUUGUGCAAUACAACCAGCUGGAUUUCACCCCCUCAAAUUUCUUCGCUCUUGGGUCCCCGACUGCGAUGUUCAUGACAGUGAGGGGUACAGAGACAUUGGGAGAAGAGUUCAGGUUUCCUACUUGUCCAGGUUUCUUCAAUAUAUUUCAUCCAUUUGAUCCCAUAGCCUAUAGAAUGGAACCUUUAAUAAACCCUGAAUUUAAUUUAAAACCAAUCCAAAUGCAGCAUCAUAAAGGAAGAAAACGGCUACAUUUAGAACUAAAGGAGAGUUUAGCACGUAUGGGGUCAGAUAUCAAACAAAAGUUCAUGGAGUCAAUACGUAAGGGCUGGAACACUCUCAGUGACUUUGCUAAGGCUCAUAGAUCAGAGGAACAGGUUGAGUCUGAGGUGAAUGAAGUCAUGCAGAGCCUGGAGGCUGAGGUGGACCAGGCAGAAACUAGCUCCAUAGCUUCCAGUAUCAAUGAAGAUGAGGUGCCAAUAGGGAGUCUGAACCAGGGGGGCAGACGUGUAGAUUAUGUACUACAGGAGAAACCAAUAGAGAGCUUCAAUGAUUACCUGUUUGCCUUAGGCAGCCAUGG